Anisakis simplex (herring worm) is the source of this 696-nucleotide messenger RNA. The record is from the annotation of a GenBank genome assembly. Lineage: Eukaryota; Metazoa; Nematoda; Chromadorea; Rhabditida; Anisakidae.
AUGACGAAUGAAACGUCGUCAUUAUUUGAAAUCAGUUACUUGAUGGAUGAUAAUGAAACGGCAUCGACAUCGCGGUCAAUGGAUGAGAUCGAUGCGACACUCUCGAGCGAUGUCGAUCUGGAUUGUUCAGAAGAAUUGCCGUGGUUAAUAUGGCUGAUCGUUGGCAUCGGUGUGCUCGCUGUAAUUGGUGUCGUCAGUGCAAUUGUAACUUGCAUUGUGUGGAAUAAAAAAAAGGUAAUUCGACGAGGUAGCGCUAGCGAUGUCCGAAUUGUUGGUGUAUACAAUAGUCUAUCACAGGUUACAUGGCCAUGGUGGAUGGUCUGUUGUCCAAAGUCAGUAUUCGAACGACGUGAACAGCUCAAGGCGAUGCGCCAGAAUUCGGCCAGCAAUUUAGACCCAUACAAAAGGCCGCCACUUCCACCAAUCAAUUCGGAUCGACAAUACCUAACAGUCGAUGGCUAUCAAGGUGGCUACGUUCCACCACAACGGCUUCCGCCAAUUCGUCUUCAAUCAAACAAUACCGCAACACCGAUGCAUACAGACACCAUUCCAAUUCAUAAUAAUAUUCAACAGGAUGAAUUAUUUGGCAUACGUAUUGCUGGUAUUAAGGGUGUACCUGUGAUCGAAAUACCCAAAAAUGAACAACGCCACCUACCUACACCAACGCAACUCUCUGAAGACUUGAAAUAUCCAUAA